Pungitius pungitius (ninespine stickleback) is the source of this 1951-nucleotide messenger RNA. RefSeq names its product mitochondrial import inner membrane translocase subunit TIM44-like. Gene Ontology annotation, cellular component: mitochondrial inner membrane. The coding region runs from base 1 to 1488 and encodes 495 amino acids. Gene Ontology annotation, molecular function: protein-folding chaperone binding. Lineage: Eukaryota; Metazoa; Chordata; Actinopteri; Perciformes; Gasterosteidae. The transcript has 14 exons. The record is from RefSeq and is a predicted model, not a curated record. Gene Ontology annotation, biological process: protein import into mitochondrial matrix.
AUGGCGCAACAUUUGGAGGUAAAGCGCACGGGAGGAUUCCCGCUCACAAUUACACUCCCGGAAGUAAAAGGUCAUCACCGGAAGAAGGUCACCGGCAUUGCAUUCAAGAUGGCGAGCCCCUUGUGUCAGUGUUACCAAAUCUUUCUAAGAAGAUGCUCGGUAGCAUUCCCCUCGUCUUACCUGCUGCUUCACAACAGACUCAAUGUCUACAGAAUACGUGGGGUCAUCACGUGUUCUUCACAGGGGCCUCAGUCACGUCUCCUGCAGGUACGGUAUAUGUCCAGGGAGAGAGGCAGCAGAAAGGGUUUCCUUGGGGAACUUCUGGACAACAUUAAGCAGGAGCUAAAUAAGAACAAGGAAAUGAAAGACAGCAUCAAGAAGUUCCGAGAGGAGGCCCAGAAAUUGGAAGAGUCGGAUGCAUUGAAACAAGCUCGAAGAAAAUACAAAACAAUAGAAACUGAAACAGUGAAGACCUCCGACGUUCUCAAGAAGAAGUUUGGAAACUUCUCUGAGACCGUUAAAGAGGGGCUGGAGGAGGUUAGUCGUACAGAAAUAGGUAGGAAAAUCAAAGAUGGGAUGGAAGAAGCAGCCAAAACAGCUAAGAAUUCAGCAGAGUCCGUCUCUAAAAGUGGAGAGAAGUUGGGGAAGAGUGGCGCGUUCAGAGCGAUAUCACAGGGCAUGGAGAGCGUGAAGCAGGAGAUCGGUGACCUGGGUCACACCGGCCCUUAUCGGCCGCCUGCCAGGCUCCGGAAGAGGAGUGAGUUCUCCUCCAAGGGGGCGGGAGACGACAGCAAGGUCUUUGAGGCCAACGAGGAAGCAAUGGGCAUGGUUCUUCACAAAGACUCAAAAUGGUACCAGCAGUGGAAGGACUUCAAAGACAACAAUUUGGUCUUCAACCGAUUCUUUGAGAUGAAGAUGAAGUACGAUGAGAGUGACAACACGCUCAUCAGAGCGUCCCGCGCUGUCACCGACAGGAUGACGGACCUCCUAGGGGGGCUGUUUUCUAAGACGGAGAUGUCCGAAGUGCUAACAGAGAUUUUGAAGGCGGACCCAUCGUUUGACAAGGAUUCCUUCCUCAAACAGUGCGAACGAGAUAUCAUCCCCAAUAUCCUGGAGGCGAUGAUCCGAGGGGAGCUGGAAGUAUUGAAGGACUGGUGUUAUGAAGCGACGUACAGCCAGCUGGCACAUCCCAUUCAGCAAGCCAAGGCCAUGGGACUCCAUUUCCACUCUAAGAUCCUGGACGUUGACAAUGUUGAUUUGGCCAUGGGGAAGAUGAUGGACCAGGGCCCCGUGCUGAUAAUCACCUUCCAGGCUCAGUUGGUCAUGGUGAUCCGAAACACCAAAGGAGAGGUGGUGGAGGGAGACCCUGGGAAGGUGCUGAGGAUGAUGUACGUGUGGGCUCUGUGUCGAGACCAGGAGGAGCUCAACCCGUAUGCUGCCUGGAGGCUACUUGACAUCUCGGCCUCGAGCACGGAGCAGAUCCUUUAACCCGUGAAUAUGCACGGGUCACUCGGAGAGAGAACACGCCGUACCUCGGCAGGCCCUGGAGCUGGCUUUGAAGGGGCGUGAAGAUGAGGGACCCUGCUCACACUAGGGGGCAGUAGAUUACCAACAGCUCUCCUUCACCGCAUGUUCUUCAAUGACUGUGUGGUUGUCCAAUCGGUGUGGUGCAUCGCAGUUCUUGGUAUUCAAUGGAUACAUUAAGUUAAUUAACAAAAAAAUCUGUCAUGAAAAUGAAAAUCAUUUUGGAAAAUUGAGCAGGCUGAUUCGUAAGUGAGCGCCUGAACUUCAGGUUUAUGAAAAUGUCAACAAUCUUGGGUCUACUCGCUUUCCUAGAUCCUUCUUUGUAUAAUAAUUGUCCACUGUAAUUGUUAAGAUGUGAGUCUAUAUUUAUUAUGAAGAAAUAAAGAGGAUCCCAGUGUUUCACACAAACCUUCAGCCUUGCAAAUGG